Messenger RNA from Stylonychia lemnae, 1377 nucleotides. Lineage: Eukaryota; Ciliophora; Spirotrichea; Sporadotrichida; Oxytrichidae. The record is from the annotation of a GenBank genome assembly.
AUGAUGUAUAGUUAUGAUUGCAAAGUGUUUGGAAAUGAAUUCGCAAAAGCAGCUAUAAAGCUAAAACAAUAAAACCCUUCUUUUGUACUGGCCAAGAUAGAUGCUUAAGAACAAGGAUAUAUUGCCGAGAGAUUUGGAGUUCAGAAAUAUCCUCAUCUAAUAUUUUUCAAGUAAAUAAAUGAUUUUAGAUUAACUUCUAGAGAAGGAGUCUAACUAGAAUAUGAUGGUGGCAAAUCAGAAGGAGAUAUAAUCAGUUGGUUCCUAAAGAAAUCAAGCACAUAUGCCCCAGAAAUUACAUGUCCUCAAAUAAAGGAUAAGAUCCAAGAGCAUAGGCUUAUCACGAUAUUUUUUGGAGAUCAGUACAGCUUUGAGUUCAAUAAGAUAUUCCAAGAACUGCUAUAGUAUCAAGUGCUGGCUAAAAAAUAUGCAUUCUUUCAUCUAAACGACUAAAAUUGUGCGAAAUAUUAUGGCAUCUCUUAAAUUCCUAAACUUGUGAUAUUCAAUCAAUAAAUGCAAAACAAUAAGCCCAUAUUAUAUGAAGGUGUUUGGGAUCUCAACCCUGUAAUCUAAUUUAUGCAUGAAAAUUCUAUCCUGUAAAUUAUGGAAUUCGGAGAAGAACAUAUUGAAAUUGUAUUUAGUGAUCAAAAGCCUUCAAUAAUUUUAUUCAGAGGAUAAAAUUAGAAGAAUUUUGCAUUCAAUAAGGUAUUUAGCGAUUUGUCCUAUAAGUAUAAAGAACAAAUGUACUUUGUAAUGGCUGAUGUGACCCAGCCUGGUAUCUAGCAUAGGCUAGGCGAUUUUAUGAAUGUAUUAGGGGAUAUAUAACCUUGUAUUAGAAUUUUAGACCCUUCAUAAAACUUUAGAAAAUAUGCCUAUCCUACUAUACUGACAGAUUUAAGCGUUGAAAAAUUAACUAAAUUCGUAGAUGAAUUCUUAUAAAAAUCAAUGAUUCCACAUUAUAAAAGCUAAUCUGCUCCAUCUAGUAAUUCUGGCCCAGUAAAAACUAUUGUUGAAUCAACUUUUUAGUAAGAGGUUAUUGAUCAUGACAGAGAUAUAAUCCUAUUGGUAUAUUCUACUUAGUAUCCAUAAUAUCAAUAAGCCUUAUAGUUAUGGAAUUAGUUUGGAUAGGAAUUGAGAGUGGUAAGAAAUUUGAUAGUAGCUCAGAUUGAUGUAUACUUAAAUGAUAUUCAUCAUUAUGUGGAUGUGACAGCCCUCCCGCAAAUAAAAAUCUUUCCAAAAGGAAAGAAGCAUUAAGGAAUUGACUAUCAUGGAAAAAUGAAUAGUAUUGAAGAUUUUAGGCUAUUUUUGUAAGAUAAUUCAAGAGCAUAUAGAGAAUAUCUUCAUUUGGAGUACAUUAGAAACAAUCCUUCUGACUUAUGA